UUAGAGGCGGCGCCAGGGCGGCCGCGGAGAAACGUGACACACCAGCCCGCUCGGAGGGGUUUCGGACAGAAGGGAAGGAGCUGCGCCGCGUCGUCCGCCUCCCAGCGCGCCGCGGGCACUUCUCCCGGGCCUCCCCGAACUCUCCCGCGACCUCUGCGCGCCCUCAGGCCGCCCUCCCCGCCGCGGGCUCCGGACAACUUCAGGGGUGGGGUGCGAAGAAAGUUUGCGGCUGCUGCCUCCGGCCUCCCGCCUCUCGGCCUAGGAGGCUCGCCGCCCGCGCCCGCCCGCUCGGCCUUGCCAGGGACCGCGUCCCGCCCCGAGACCGCCACCAUGAACAAGCUGUACAUCGGCAACCUCAACGAGAGCGUGACACCCGCGGACUUGGAGAAAGUGUUUGCGGAGCACAAGAUCUCCUACAGCGGCCAGUUCUUGGUCAAAUCCGGCUAUGCCUUCGUGGACUGCCCCGACGAGCACUGGGCGAUGAAGGCCAUCGAAACUUUCUCCGGGAAAGUCGAAUUGCAAGGAAAACGCCUAGAGAUUGAACACUCGGUCCCCAAAAAACAAAGGAGUCGGAAAAUUCAGAUUCGAAAUAUCCCACCCCAGCUCCGUUGGGAAGUGCUGGACAGCCUGCUUGCUCAGUACGGUACAGUGGAGAACUGCGAGCAAGUGAACACCGAGAGUGAGACGGCGGUGGUGAAUGUCACCUAUUCCAACCGGGAACAGACCAGGCAAGCCAUCAUGAAGCUGAAUGGCCACCAGCUGGAGAACCAUGCCUUGAAGGUCUCCUACAUUCCUGACGAGCAGAUAGCACAGGGUCCUGAGAAUGGGCGUCGAGGCGGCUUUGGCUCUCGGGGUCAGCCCCGCCAGGGCUCCCCUGUGGCAGCGGGGGCCCCAGCCAAGCAGCAGCAAGUGGAUAUCCCCCUGCGGCUCCUGGUGCCCACCCAGUAUGUGGGUGCUAUCAUCGGCAAGGAGGGGGCCACCAUACGAAACAUCACGAAACAGACCCAGUCCAAGAUAGACGUGCACAGGAAGGAGAACGCAGGUGCUGCGGAGAAGGCCAUCAGCGUCCACUCGACCCCGGAGGGCUGCUCGUCUGCCUGUAAGAUGAUCUUGGAGAUCAUGCACAAGGAAGCCAAGGACACCAAAACGGCUGACGAGGUUCCCCUGAAGAUCCUGGCCCAUAAUAACUUUGUGGGGCGUCUCAUUGGCAAGGAAGGGCGCAAUCUGAAGAAAGUAGAGCAGGACACAGAGACGAAGAUCACCAUCUCCUCGUUGCAGGACCUCACCCUCUAUAAUCCCGAGAGGACCAUCACUGUGAAGGGGGCCAUCGAGAACUGCUGCAGGGCCGAGCAGGAGAUCAUGAAGAAGGUUCGGGAGGCCUAUGAGAACGACGUGGCCGCCAUGAGUCUGCAGUCACAUCUCAUACCCGGCCUGAACCUGGCGGCUGUAGGUCUUUUUCCAGCUUCGUCCAGCGCGGUCCCGCCACCUCCCAGCAGCGUCACUGGGGCUGCUCCCUACAGCUCCUUUAUGCAGGCCCCGGAGCAGGAGACGGUGCAGGUGUUCAUCCCAGCGCAGGCGGUGGGGGCCAUCAUCGGGAAGAAGGGACAGCACAUCAAACAGCUCUCGCGCUUCGCCAGCGCCUCCAUUAAGAUUGCUCCUCCUGAAACUCCUGACUCCAAAGUUCGUAUGGUCAUCAUCACUGGACCCCCAGAAGCCCAAUUUAAGGCUCAGGGAAGAAUUUAUGGAAAACUCAAGGAGGAGAACUUCUUUGGUCCCAAGGAGGAAGUGAAGCUGGAGACCCACAUCCGGGUGCCGGCGUCCGCUGCUGGCAGAGUCAUUGGCAAAGGUGGCAAAACGGUAAAUGAGUUGCAGAAUUUGACAGCGGCCGAGGUGGUGGUGCCAAGAGACCAGACUCCGGAUGAGAAUGACCAGGUCAUCGUCAAGAUCAUUGGGCAUUUUUAUGCCAGCCAGAUGGCACAGCGGAAGAUACGAGACAUCCUGGCCCAAGUUAAACAGCUGCACCAAAAGGGACAGAGUAACCAGGCCCAGGCACGGAGGAAGUGACCAGCCCCACUCCCUGUCACAUCGACUCAAGGACAACAGGCUGAAGUCGAGAGCGCGUUCUCCCCAGCAGGCCUGAGAAUGAGUGGGAAUCAGGGACACUUGGGCCGGGAUGUAGAUCAGGUUUGCCCACUUGCUUGAGAAAAGACGUUCCAGUGAGGAACCCUGAUCCCUCGGCCCCACACGCCCAACCCAUUGGCCCGACACUGCCCGCCCCUCAGGGUGUCACCAUGGCGAUUCUAGCUCAGGGUGCUUUUAAACGUGGAUUGUUGAAGUAAGUUCUCCAGGUCCCACCGAGAGGGUGGGUCAGACCCCAGUGGGAAGAGAAAUAAAAUUUCCUUCAGGUUUUUUCAAUCAUUCAAGAGGGGUGUUUCAAUCAGCCUCAAAGGAUGGUUUGCUUCUUGACCCUAAAAUCCUUCCAGCCUUCUCCUACUUGGUCCAUUGAUUAAAAUACCUCUAUUCUCAUGCCCUGA
Molecule: messenger RNA, 2534 nt
Organism: Neogale vison (American mink)
Lineage: Eukaryota; Metazoa; Chordata; Mammalia; Carnivora; Mustelidae
Gene: IGF2BP1
Product: insulin like growth factor 2 mRNA binding protein 1
Exons: 15
Coding region: 331-2064 (577 amino acids)
Biological process (GO): nervous system development; regulation of gene expression
Cellular component (GO): cytoplasm; cytosol; nucleus
Molecular function (GO): mRNA 3'-UTR binding
Source: RefSeq, a predicted model, not a curated record